GUCUCUGCUCCUCCUCUUCUCACCAUCUUGUGCAUACUGACUGUUUCCUCCCCCCUCUUUCACUCAGUCUGCGUGCUGUAGCCCUGCUGUGCGGUCCUCACAGCCCUCUGUUGAAGCACCAAAGGGAGGAGGAGCCACUGGCGCACACACACACACACCAGACACUCACACUGACAUACACACUCUCACAUCAUCUCUUCUGCACACUCACUGUAAGCACCAGCAAGGCCCGUUUGGAGCAGAGGGAGCCCAGCCGUCUCGUCGCCCAAGAUGGAUGUAUUGAUGAAGGGGUUCUCCAUGGCCAAGGAUGGUGUGGUGGCCGCCGCAGAGAAGACCAAAGCCGGCAUGGAGGAGGCAGCUGCCAAAACCAAGGAAGGGGUGAUGUAUGUAGGCAAUAAGACAAAGGAGGGAGUUGUGUCAUCAGUAAACACAGUGGCCAACAGGACCGUAGAUCAGACCAACAUCGUUGGCGACGCAGCGGCGGCCGGGGCCAACGACGUGUUACAGGCAAGCGGGGAGGGGGUCGAGAACGCUGGCGCGUCGACUGGGAUGAUGAACCAGGAGGAGCCUGUAUACGAGGGAGAAUAUGGAGGAAUGGAGCAGGGUGGGGAUGGAGGAGAGGGGUAUUAGUCGUCUUCAGGAUCUCCCCUCCCGUGCUCUCCAGUGGUUCCUCGCUCGCUCGCCUCGCUGUAUCAGACUCCAGAUGUUCAACAUAUUUUUUGUGACUUUACAGAACCAAAAAUCAAAUAAAACAGACUCUUCCGGAUGCCGCAUUUCAGCACCUAUCUCCCCCUCUGCCUCCCCCCCAGCAGCAGCCCCCUGCCACCUGUCCUCACCCCGUCUCCUCCCUUCUGAUUUUCUGCAGCCUGUAGCUUGUCCUCCACUGCCGUCUUACCCUCGCCAAACCUGUGUGUUAGUGUCCUCCUGAUAUGAACCCUGGUGUUGUUACAAUCCCCCACGCCUACCCACCAAUAGGGAAACCUCACACACAAACACACAUGUACACACAAACAAAAAGAGACACCUUUAUUCCACACAUGCAUGAAACACACAUACAGUACGUACCACAAAGGCCAGCACAGACACACACACACACACACACACUGGGCAAACAUGUUAACUAGAAGACAUUUUUUGUGUGUAAGCUAUGCCUCUGCAGUCCACAACAAUUGCUCACUGAGUGACUGAGGCAGGGUGUGAGAGGGUGUAUUAUCUGCUGUGUGUGUGUAUGUUUGUGUGUGUGUGUGUGUGUGUGUGUGUGCGUUUGUGCAUGUGUAGCUGCUGGUGUAUACAAUAAAUCAACCAGAGGCUUGUGCAGAGAAUCGUGCAUUGAUGACAGAUAUCAUUUUGUGUUGUGUGCAGCAGUUAGUUAGCCACAGUAAACUGCAUGAACAGAUGUGUAGAAUGACUUGUCUCGUGUUGUAACUAUAGAGUAGCAGCUGUUCUGUGUAGCUUUGUAUGGCUUAGUGUGUGUUUGGUCUCAACAUUUAGAAACAGGGUUAUUUAUCAGUAAGCAAUAAACAAAUGCUCAGCAGUUAAGAGUAAAACCUUGAAUUGUGUUUGUGCGAUGCAUGAGAAAACAAGAGUCACUACAACGUUAACUAUAUAUGGCGACAUUCAAGUGAGAAGAGAACCAGAGUUUGAUUCUUAGAUUCUGAUUCAGGAAAAUCCCUGACAACUCCUUUUCCACCGGUGUUGAUCUAACUUUGGCAGAAAAAAUUGUAUUCAUGUAUGCAGGACCACUUCAUUUAUAGAACUUAAAAACGGGUGACUAUGUCAUUGCAAACUGUUUGAUUUCUGGGGGAAUGUGCUUAAAUGCUGCCCAAUACAAUUAGAACAAUUCCAA
Etheostoma cragini (Arkansas darter) is the source of this 1846-nucleotide messenger RNA. RefSeq names its product synuclein, gamma b (breast cancer-specific protein 1) (gene sncgb). Gene Ontology annotation, biological process: synaptic vesicle endocytosis; synapse organization; chemical synaptic transmission. Bases 271 to 630 code for a protein of 119 amino acids. Lineage: Eukaryota; Metazoa; Chordata; Actinopteri; Perciformes; Percidae. The record is from RefSeq and is a predicted model, not a curated record. Gene Ontology annotation, molecular function: cuprous ion binding. The transcript is spliced from 6 exons. Gene Ontology annotation, cellular component: neuronal cell body; axon terminus; cytoplasm.